Molecule: messenger RNA, 1042 nt
Organism: Brassica napus (rape)
Lineage: Eukaryota; Viridiplantae; Streptophyta; Magnoliopsida; Brassicales; Brassicaceae
Exons: 3
Coding region: 169-720 (183 amino acids)
Source: RefSeq, a predicted model, not a curated record
AAUUAAAUUUAAAAAAUCUCAUUAUCACACACACAUACCCAAAAAAUUUCUCCUCUUUUCUCUCUCUCUCUGUCUCAAAGUUAGUAGUAUCUUUAGCUUUGUGUCUUCUGCCUUUUCUUUUUGGUUGGUUCUCUGUGUGUUUCGUCAGUGUUAAGUCUGGAACCAGAGAUGGUGACGUCAGAUGAUUGGACGAAGUCAGCGAUGAGAGAUGGAGAAGUGGUGGCUGAGCUUCUUGUUAAGCUCAAGAAAGCCAAAGUGAGACCUGUUCUGUUCUCGUGUCCUACGCUCCGGUGGGGAAACCGGCAGCCACGGUCGAGAAAAGAAGUUGAAUCAGCGAGAUGUAGCCCGAGUACACCGCUCUCUUGGAGCGCUUCUUCUUCUCCAUCUGCUUACCUCGACGGUCACGAGGCCACCAUUGGCUCAUCACCCGUCGGAUCUAGAUCCAAGGUUCUUGUAACCGCAGACUUGGAUUUUGAUGUCAAAAGAUUGCAGAACAAAAAGGACAUUGCAUUGCUCAGCGAACGAGGAGACAUCAAGAACAAGAACUUAAAGAGAAUGAAGUUGAACACACAAAUUUCUACGUCUCUCUCAGAAUGUAAUUUGGUAGAGAAUGAGGAUGGCAGUUUCCUGCUACCUGACUUGAAUUUAAUGCCAUGUGAGGAAGCAACACUAUAUGAUUAUAAGUAUUGUAAGGUGAAGGAUACUCACUUAAACCAUUAGAAACUGGUUUUAUCAGAGUGGACUCAUCUGAUCAUCUUUGGCUCAGCUUCAGAAAAGAGUCUGCCUCGCAGGAGCUCAAGAAAAAAUGGAAAAAGAUCUGCGUAUUCGUCCAUAUAUCACAGAUAAAAGAUCAUAAGCAGAUGUGUAGGAUAAAGAAAACAAAUAUUUUUUUGGUUUCUUUUGUAGUGUCAUUUUGUAAUGUUUGUCUAUAUUAGCACAAGGAGGAGUCAUUUUGUAAUGUUCUUUGAUGGCUCCUCGCUUAUAAAAUCCAAACAAACGAGCAACAUUGAAUUUAAAUGUCACUUUCGACAACCAUUAUCCA